UUUCGAAGGGCUUGCACUGGAAACGAUGGACGGAAUGGCCUGGUUUGGGGUUGAAUUAGUCUCUCCUUUCUUGAUGGUGUGGCAGCCUCUUGCUGCUGCUGCUGUUUGCUGUGACUCCAUCUGAAAUCUGAAGCCUCAGUCCCGAAGACUGGGGCCGGCAGCGACUGCCUAUUCACUUCAGUCUGUGGACACUCGGAUUGGCCUGGCCUGUCCCAGCUCUGCAGCCGGCUUAAAGCCCAUCAGUGAUGUGUGAGGCUGUGCUGGGAAGGAGCAGAGCAGCCUGUGCAAGGAUUAGCACUGGCAGCCUGCCAAUGGGAAGAGAGGGCAGACUGCUGGGUGUGAGCAAUGCUGAGGCAGUGUGAGAUUGUGCAGCCUGUUCGAAAGGAGCAUUGCAUUUGUAUUGCAGACUGGGCGGUGACAGUGAGGAGCUCUGGUGGUCUGCCCGACUCUUCAGGAGCAGGAGAGCCCCGGUUAUCAUGGUAAUGCAUGCCAAUGACCGUCAGCUGUCGGCCACGACAGUCAGGCUCGGUGGCUGGAGGACGCCACGGGUGGCCGAGUGAGCUGCCCCCCUCGCCGGCACCAUGGCAAGAAUGGCCACGGCUUUGGGCGGCAGCGUCGUCGGGGGGCGCACCAUGUCCUGCAGCCUGGACGCGCCCGCCAACGCCAUCAGUGUCUGCCGUGACGGCUCCCAGGUGGCAGUGGCCGGGCGCAACAUCUUCAAGGUCUACGCCAUCGAGGAGGAGCAGCUGUGCGAGAAGGCCAACCUGCGGGUAGGCCGCAAGCCUUCGCUCAACCUCAGCUGUGCUGACGUGGCCUGGCACCAGGCGGAAGACAAUCUGCUGGCCACGGCCGCCACCAAUGGGGCAGUGGUGACCUGGAACCUGGGCAAACAAUCCCGCAACAAGCAGGACCAACUCUUCAUGGAGCACAAGCGCACAGUCAACAAGGUGUGUUUCCAUCCUGUGGAGGUACACAUCCUCCUGAGUGGAUCCCAGGACGGCUCCAUGAAGUGCUUCGACUUGAGGAGGAAGGAGUCCGUCUGCACCUUUUCAGGUCAGUCUGAGAGCGUGCGCAAUGUCCACUUCAGCGCCCGCGAUUUCUUCACCUUCGCUGCGACCUUUGAGAAUGGGAACGUGCAGCUGUGGGACAUGCGGAGACCAGACCGAUGCGAGAGGAUGUUCACGGCUCACAACGGACCCGUCUUCUCUUGUGACUGGCACCCGGAUGACAGAGGCUGCCUCGUGACUGGAGGACGGGACAAGAUGGUCAAAGUGUGGGACCUGACUGGUUACAAGCCCAGGGAGAUGUACUGCGUGCAGACCAUUGCCUCCGUGGCACAUGUGCUUUGGCGCCCAGACAGGAGAUACCACAUUGCCACCUGCUCCAUGAUGGUGGACCACAACAUCUACAUAUGGGAUGUCCGUAGGCCUUACAUUCCUUUUGCUAUGUUUGAGGAGCACCGAGACGUCACCACUGGCAUUGCCUGGCGCCAUAACCACGACCCCCACUUCCUUCUGUCCGGUUCAAAGGACAGCACCCUCUACCACCAUUUCUUCAAGGAUGCCCAGCGGCCAGCAGGCCAGGCAGUGCCCGAGGGCCUGUGCUUUGGCCUGUUCGGGGACGUGGCAUUUGCCGUCAAGGAGGGACUGUGCUCGGCCGAGAGCCACCGCAAGGCCCUGUCCGCCGACCGUCGAUACCCAUUCUUCUUUACCCGGCGGCCAGACCCCACCGAGCAGUUCACCAAUGUGUCGAGUGCCCUCAGCCUCUUCGAGACGCAGCCUGGCGCUGCCUCCAUGGACUGGUUCGCUGAGACAGCAGCCCGAUACAGCCUGAGCGGAGGGCCCCUGCCCGAGCUGUGUGACCGUAAUGCUGCCGUCGCCAGGCAACUCAACCGCCACCAAGUGGCGCAGAUCUGGAGGAUGCUGAAGAUCAUUUACACAGGAACAGGGGCGACCAGCAACAUGUUGCCAGGGUCAGGGAAGGCAGGGGCCCCCCUCACACCCCUCAGCAGCUUUACGUUGAAGGACAGUACAGCUGUGUUGGGAGGUGAAGCCAAACUGGAGCGAAGCCGAAUGGAGAACCGACAGGACAGUCUCCCUCUGGAUUCGACAGUCACCUCGCUGCAGACAAACGAAGAGAAUGAGGAGACAGAGGGAAGUGAUGCCCCAGCAGACUAUCUGUUCGGUGACGGUGAAGGUGAUGAAGAUGACUUCUUCAUAGUCGACCAUGAGAACGCUCCAGGAGAGGACUCGGAGUUUAUCCUCCCACAGGAAGGCUUCCCGCUGCGACAUGAAAUCCUCGAUCACCCGACAACUCUCGAUCACUUCCAAGACAAAACGGACUCGCCCCACAUCAGUGGCAACGAAGCGGACCUGGUCUCACUGACUCCGACCGAGGGCAUUUCCCUGGUCUCCGUCUCACAGCUGCCCUUUGAGAAUGGCUUUUCCACUGAUUACUUCAACCUCGUUGUGAGGGACAUGAUGUGCUUCUACGCUGAGCAAGGGGACGUGCAGAUGGCGAUCUCUGUCCUCAUUGUACUCGGAGACAGGAUCAAAAAGGAAAUCGACGAGCAGACACAGGAACACUGGUAUACCUCUUACAUUGACCUCCUCCAACGCUUCCAACUUUGGAAUGUAGCCAAUGAGGUGAUCAAGCUGAGCACGUGCAGAUCCAUCACAUGCCUGAACCAGGCUUCAACCACCCUGCAUGUGAACUGCAACAACUGCAAACGGCCAAUGAACACUCGAGGCUGGAUGUGCGAGAGGUGUCGGCGUGGUGGCAGUAGAUGUGCAGUGUGCCACCAAGCAGUGAAGGGGCUCUUUGUUUGGUGCCAGGGCUGUACACAUGGAGGACACCUCCAGCAUCUCAUGGACUGGUUUCAGUUCCACACCCACUGCCCGACUGGGUGUGGCCACCUUUGUGAAUACACGUAGCCAGUAGCACGCUCAUCUCCUUUCAACCUCCCGGAAGAGGAGACACCACAUAGAUGGAUUUCAUUGACUGGGGGCCAGGCGGUGCCUGCAGCUUACAGCAAGGAGGGGCCUUUCCAGUCAGGUGUGUAAAGGGAAGUUCAACCUGUUGAGGAGACAUUUCAUUCAAGGUUAACCACAGAAGGGAACAUAGCACCAAUGGAUUGGACUACAAUGACAGCCAGCGAUCUCUGAGAAAACUACCCCCUUUAUGCUGAAGUAAACGUUUCAAAGAUUUUUGGGCGAAUGGCAUCAAUAAGGCUGGUCUGCCCCAUAACUGAGGGCGGGGAUUGUUGUGGAACCUCUUCCUCAAGUUGGGUUGUCCACCACCAUUCAUCACAGGAGGGCCAGGACGAAAAGCCUGGCUGUGACUGUGUACUGGUUUUAGGAUCAUGCAGCCCUGCCUAUUACAUGCUGCUCCCUGCUGCAUGCUAGUCCUGUGCACACCUCGUGUUUAGGUCUCCUGGUGGCGUACCUAACCCCUCCCUACACUGCACUGUAGGUGCACCUGCAGCACAUGGACAGUAGCAGCUCAAGAAAGCAGCUCACCACCACCUUCUCCA
Molecule: messenger RNA, 3532 nt
Organism: Stegostoma tigrinum
Lineage: Eukaryota; Metazoa; Chordata; Chondrichthyes; Orectolobiformes; Stegostomatidae
Product: GATOR complex protein WDR24-like
Exons: 9
Coding region: 582-2933 (783 amino acids)
Biological process (GO): positive regulation of TOR signaling
Molecular function (GO): protein binding
Source: RefSeq, a predicted model, not a curated record